CAGUAUUCGCCGGCGCAGUAGGCAAAAGCCGAAAGUUCGUGCACUUUGCAGCUAUUGUUUCAAUUAAAUUAAUUGCAAUUUGCAUCAAUUCCCCAUAAAGUGCAACUGUAAAACAUUUCCCAAACCGAUAACAAUCAUAUUACUCAAUUGUUGCUUAUUUUAAUGGCAUCAAUGACUUUGUGAUAAGCAGCGCAAAAUGGCGACAAGUGACGAAAACAAUUCCAGCCUGGGUGAUGCGCACGUCGCAGUGCAGAAGCUGCAGCCACAGGCAAACUUCUAUGAGCGCCUAAUAAAGCUGGGCGCCUUCUACAAGCAACAAUUCAGCAAAGAGCCGGACUUCUAUGUGCGGGUGCCUGGUCGUGUGAAUAUCAUUGGUGAGCAUGUCGACUAUUGCGGUUACUCGGUGCUGCCCAUGGCGGUGGAGCAGAGCAUCAUCUUGGCUGUUGGUAGCGACCCGAAAAACGAUCAACUGCAGCUGCGUCCGCUAGACGAGGGCAAGUUUCAGGUCUUCGAUAGCGAUCUCAACACCCUUGAUAUUAAGCUGCCCAAGACUGGCGGCCCAGCUUGGUACAAUUACUACUUGUGCGCAAUCAAGGGUAUACAGGAGCAGCUGGGCAAGAAGUGGCACCCCAUUGGCAUGCAGGUGGCACUCAGCGGCAAUGUGCCCCUCGCUGCAGGUCUCUCAAGCUCUAGUGCGCUAGUCAGCGCAGCUGUGCUAGCCACAGCUCAUGUGCAGGGCAUGCAUCUGGAUCGCAAGCUGUUGGCCUCGAUAUCGGCAAGUUGCGAACAGUAUAUUGGCACGCACAGCGGCGGCAUGGAUCAGGCUAUUGCCUAUCUGGCCAAGCAGGGCUGUGCCCAGCACAUUGAAUUCCAUCCGAAACUUAAGGGCACACCGGUCACAUUACCAGCUGGCAGCUGCUUUGUGGUGGCCAAUAGUCUGGUGCAGAAGAAGAAGGCUGCAUCCUCGGACUACAACGAGCGCGUGGUCGAGUGCCGGCUGGCCACACGUUGGCUGGCCAAGUCACAGAAGUUGCCCAAUUGGCAGGAAUUCAUACGAUUCAUUGAUCUCGAAGAAGAGUGCAAUUUGGACAAUGCUGCGUAUGCGCAAUUAAUUGAGAAGCAAUUGACUAAGCCGCUUUAUACACGCGAAGACAUCUGCGAGGCUUUAGGAAUCACGGAGCAACAGCUGGAAAUGGAUUUCUUAACGCCCAGCACACAGCAUAUGCAGCAGUUCAAACUGCGACAACGCGCACUGCAUGUCAUUCAGGAGUCUGGUCGUGUAGUAAAAUUCCGUCAGAUUUGCGAGCAGCUGCAGCGUCGUCCCAGCAAACAAGACGUUGAGCAACUGGGCAAACUCAUGCAACAGUCGCAUCACAGCCUCCGCGAGCUCUACGAAUGCUCCCAUCCCGAUCUUGAGCGACUGGUGGCUCUCUCUGUCAAGCAAGGCGUCAGCGCACGUGUCACUGGAGCUGGCUGGGGGGGCUGCAUUGUGGCCAUGUGCGACUCGGUCAACGCUGCUGCGGAUUAUGUCAAGGUGUUGAAGCGUGAGUACUACGCUCAGUUGCCGACGCAUCUUUUGGAGCGCUAUCAGCCCAAUGAUUUCAAUGAAGUCGUCUUUGCAACUGUGCCCAGCAAUGGCGCUGAACUUUUUGUACAAUAAUCAAGACACAAUUUGUAAGCAAUUUGUAUAUAAACUUAGUAAACCCAAAGUACUUCCAAUCAAUGAUGUUUGUGUGCAUCUUGAGCAAGUGACAAUCCAGCCAUUAACAAACAGUUUUGAUACGUUUUAGAUUUAUUAACAUACUAUAAACUAGAAUACAACAAGGCACUUGGUGAAUGAAAGAUAUCUGCGAAUCUUCGGUUCUAUCGACGACUCAGAAAGCCCGCGUUCUUAAAGAUCUUGUAGACCUGGUCGCGUGGAAUCCUUUCGGCCUCGCGGUGCACUACGGCCAUCUCUUUGCGUGUCAAGAGCGAUUCCUUGGCCAAAUUGGCUGCAAUCACGGGAUCGUUGUAGAAGCGUGCGCUCUUAGAAAGUUCUGCGGGCAAUUCGGAUUCCCAUUGGGCAUUCUGGACGACUGAAGGAUGGGCAUCGGCUGUGGCAUAUCCUACAUAUUGGGAUUCCGGCACAUACGAAGGCUUCGACGAGGACAAGCCAAGAGCCUGAUGAUAGAAGAACUGGGCGUGUGCCAGAGUUAGGCAGCUAAGGAACAGGAAAGUUAGGCGGGUGGACAACAUGAUCACUGCAAGAGAGGACAAGAAGUUGGAGUUUGCAAUUGCAGUUGCAGUGCAGUUGGCAAAGCAUUCUAUUUUUGGAAACCUAAUAAAUGAUAGGCCUGAUUUAUGGGGCGCUGGUCAGUUGGCAGUUUUCUAAUCUACAAGCUGCAAACUGUCAGUUACGUGCGUCAUAAAUUAUUUACGGAAAAAUCAAUUAUCGCCAGCAUGUGGAGCAAGUGGAGCCUAGACUAGACACCGCCGCUGUUGCUGCUGUUGCUACUGCAGCAACUGUUGCAAGCUGCAACUAUUGCUGCGUUUAUCCAUGAACUUUUUGCAAUAGCCUUUUUUGCUGGCUGAUAACACUUUAGACUGUUUGCAUUGAUCUCAAUUGCAGCUGUCUUUGCUGUAAUUGUUGUGUCAUGCCGUGUGCUCCACUUUGCACUGAUUUAAUUCACACAUUCACAUAGUUACACACACAAUUGGCUUGCUAAACAAUAUAUUACAAGCUUGUCUCUGGCAUUAAGCCAAAGUCAAGGUUGCCCACCACUCGAAUGAUUCUUUUUUAUCGCAUAACAUCGCCCACAAUUUGUUUGUUUUUGUUGUAUUGUAAACUUGGCUCACAUCAAAUGCUUGGAUGCUGCAACAGCUGGCUGAGUUGAAACUGAAACUGUAACUGAAUCUAGAAUAGCGAGUUGUCGUACUUUUAUGUGUUUGGCGUUGAAUGCCACAAGAACGAGUUUCACUCACAACAUUGAGACACUCGAAGCACUCAAAAACCAAAAAAAAAAACGAAUUCGCUCAAAAGUUGUCGCCAAAUGCGAGCGAAUUAUUUUGUUUUUAUUAUAUUAAUUAUGGAUUAAAGAGCAGAGCUAUAUGUGUAGCUCGAAGCCGUACUCCUAUCUGACCUAGGCCUAGGCAAAAGUGUUCAGCAUUUGCAAUUAAAGGCAAUGAGUUUUUCAGUUGUCUACAGUUUCUCAUGCUCUACUAAAUGCCCGCCAAAAAAGGUCGCAAGUUUUGCCGGGGCGCAGGCGCUGUUAGCUCAAUUAUUACGCACACACACCUCCGACAAGCAACAACAACGACAACAACAAAAAUCUGCUUAGAAUCCAAAUCCCAAGCAACGCUUUCGGCUUUUGAAAGUCUCGAUUGACCCUGAAAACUUAAUGCUCAACUCGAUGUCUCAAUCUUUGUCUCAGUCUCCAUCUACGUGGCGAGCUGCACAUGUUUGACCCUAAUUUGUUGUGGUUGCUUUUAGUUGGGGGUUAUUCAACCGCCUAAUCUCAGUUGAUGCGGAAGCUUUGCGCCAGGGUGGAUAACUUCGAGUCUCAGUCUUGAUCACCCUUCCUCGCCUUGAACUUUGCCGUGUAGGCGGUGCUCAGGUGCGUGGCGUGGUAUUUACAUUGUUUUGGAUUCGGAUCUUGAUUUCAUUUUCUUGGGAGUGGUACCAUUUGUACAAAUUUGUCUUUAUUUAUUGCCCGCGUCGAAUUUGAUAUUUAAUUAAUAGACAUUUUGUAGUUGCAUAUUAAACAGGCCAAUGGUUAACGCUGCAUUGUUUCGCACACACAAAGAUAAACUGUCAAGCUGAUUUUAAUGAGCUCGAUCUCUGAACUUUAUGAGCGCGAUUUGAACAAGA
Messenger RNA from Drosophila nasuta, 3847 nucleotides. It is a transcript of the gene Galk, whose product is annotated as N-acetylgalactosamine kinase. Gene Ontology annotation, biological process: galactose metabolic process; carbohydrate phosphorylation. Bases 197 to 1660 code for a protein of 487 amino acids. The transcript is spliced from 6 exons. The record is from RefSeq and is a predicted model, not a curated record. Gene Ontology annotation, cellular component: cytoplasm; cytosol. NCBI's taxonomy places the organism in Eukaryota, Metazoa, Arthropoda, Insecta, Diptera, Drosophilidae. Gene Ontology annotation, molecular function: galactokinase activity; ATP binding.